AUGGAGAUUGAAGUUUAUGGCGCCUUGAACUCCCUGGCAGAGCAAUCUCUCCGCGGCCGCUCGAUGGCGAUGCGACUCGGGAUGCUCAUGCUCGGCCUCUUGCUUGCAAAGAGUUCUCACGAGUGCCAGGUCUUGAAGGAUCGUGGGAAGGGGCCCAGUAUUCUUCGCGGCUUGGAGACCUGGCAGUAUCCCCAGAACACCAUCGUGAAGUACUGCAGACGAUCGGCCGAUCUGUUGU
Molecule: messenger RNA, 238 nt
Organism: Symbiodinium sp. CCMP2592
Lineage: Eukaryota; Dinophyceae; Suessiales; Symbiodiniaceae
Source: the annotation of a GenBank genome assembly